AGCACCCUGUUGCGUUAAGUUCAUCCCGUAUAGCGAUCAACUCUUGGAUUUGUGGAUCCCGCAGGAUCGAUUCACGUCUGCCUCAAUGGCUGAGUCAUUGGCUGGGCUAUCAUGCAACGAACCCAAAGCCCCUUCUGCAGUAUCAGAUCUGGCUCUGGUCAUUCAUUACUGCAUUCUGUGGUCUAUCAGUCUUAUAAGCGCUGUUCAACUACUCUGGGUAUUUCCUCGAACGCAGUGUGCCUGGCAUUAUUACCUCAUAUAUCAGUACCCAUCACCAUCCCUUGUUCUCUCUGAAAUGUUUCUAAUAGAAAGUCACAGGGAGUAUUAGCAGUCCUCAUUAUCAGCAUAAUGGAAAGCCCCC
This is a messenger RNA of Aspergillus wentii DTO 134E9, 361 nucleotides long. RefSeq lists its product as uncharacterized. The coding region runs from base 86 to 328 and encodes 80 amino acids. Lineage: Eukaryota; Fungi; Ascomycota; Eurotiomycetes; Eurotiales; Aspergillaceae. The transcript has 2 exons. The record is from RefSeq and is a predicted model, not a curated record.